AGUUUGUGUUUUGUAUAAUGUUGCUGUUGUAGAAGGUCAUUUUGUACACAUUUAGCGACGGGUGCGUAACCCAUCUGUUUGUAGGCGUUUCAGUCCCGUGAAUUCUAGUAACGUCAUUCCGAACAUUUAUUUUCAAAUUAAGAGACACUUUGGCGUAAGUGUGUUUCUUACAUGUACUUCUCCUUAGUAGACUAUCGGGUCAUCAAAAUGAAACUGUUUGAGAUAUAAGUGUAAAAUAAUAACGACCAGCACCACGAGAUAGCAAAUACCAGCACGUAAAAAUGACACUUUAAAAUUCCUGUAAAAUAAUAAUAAUAAUAACAACAACAACAAAUAGUAACAAUAGUAUAUUAAUUAUUAAAAAUUAUUAUUAAUUUAUCAAGGAUGAAUUACAUACAAAACAUUAUACCCGACUUGACAAAUUAAUAUUUUAUUGUGUAUUUCAAGGUUUCUAUGUGAGAGAAAAUAAGCACAUACAAGUUCAUCGAUUUACCUUGUGUUUGAAGUGCAGUCAAGCUUUGGCUUAUUUCCAUACAGAUAAAGAAUGGACCAAUAGCCUGUCGAUUAGAAUAGUCAUACCUGACUAAAUCCUGGACAACUUCUUCCUUAUCUUAGAGCAGUCUUACCUGAGUACACCUGCGGACUAUGGUUUGAGUGUACAUGACAUUUCAUCAUGGCUUGUGGUGGGUUUGUUUGUUCCAGAAAUGCCCUCUGUUUGCUCAACAUUAUUUAUGUGAUGGUAAGUCUUCUCAUGAUUAGUGUAGCAGCAUGGGGCAAAUGGUUCGGAUUGGUCUCCAGUUUCAGAGUGAUGGCUGCUGUCAUUGCAGUUGGACUCUUUCUCUUUGCUGUGGCCAUUGUGGGCUUGUACGGAGCUCUAAAGCAUCACCAAGUCCUUUUGUUCUUUUACAUGCUCAUUCUUUUCAUGGUAUUCAUAGUGCAGUUUUCAGUAUCAUGUGCCUGCUUGGCGAUUAGUAAAGAACAACAGAACCUUCUUCUGGAGAUAGGAUGGAAUAAGUCUGAAUCAAUGCAGAAGGAUUUGGAAAGAACGUUGGAUUGUUGUGACUUCAGUGAAGUUAACUACAAUGGAACAUGUGAAGCAAACUGUUUCAAUGAUCACAGUUGUACACCGUGUUCAGUGAUAAUCCAGGACUAUGCUGAUGACGCUCUGCAUUUUGUUGGAGGAAUCAGCCUUUUUUUUUGUUUUACAGAGAUUUUGGUUGUCUGGCUAGCAUACAGGUACAGGAAUCAGAAAGACCCUCGACAAAAUCCUGGUGCUUUCAUUUAAAACACUGUGGUGUGGCACUUGUGUUCUUCUUUUUGAAUGGACUUAUCAUUUGUGCUGUGCUCUCUUAAUAACCAUAUUCAUUAUGUAAUCCGUUUCCAAUUUUAGUUUGAAAAUAGUAAUGUGUUAACUGCAUGUGAUUACUGCAUCUGUUGGGUACAAUAACAAAUCCAAUGUUACAUUCAUCUGUACAAUAUUUGCCAUUAUAAUUUUGCUCCAUGGUGGACUUCACAAUAAAUGUUUAUUACCACUAAAUAAGUAAGUAGGUUAGCUGGACUUGAACUUUGAUCCCAAUUGACAACUCUUGCAAAGAUAAAGAUUUGUUAUGUAAAUUAAAAGAGUUACAGUUUGACAGAAAAUAAACUUUAUAUAAAGACUUGAAACAUAUAAAUCAAACUACAGUAUAAUGGUCAUUAUGUUAAGUUCAGUAAGCCAAAUUUAAAUGUAAUGACUUUGUUUGAACACUCAGUAAUAAUAGACAAUAAAACCAAAGCAGGUUUUUGAAGUGAAAAUUUUGGAUGAUUCAUAAUACAGUAUCUUGAGAUCUAGAGAACAUGUUCUUUUUUAAUACUUAUUUUUAAGAGUACAGAAAAAUGUUAAGGCAUGUUCAACUGACUAUUGCCAAACAUGUCUGAAGCUUACACACUGAAACUUUGCAAACUACACCCAACCCAAUUCCAACAGUCUGUCGGACCAGGAUAUGAGCAGGAAGUGCUACAUCAUUUAUUUGUAUUCCACAUAACCAAUUGUGUAGCACUCCUUUGUUGUUAAACUGCACUGUAAAAAAAUGUCUGUACUUUUAAUGGUAAAAGACUGUAAAACUGCUACAGAAAAAAAAAUAAAAAAACGUUAAUUUAUUAUUGAGUAAUUACAGUAAAAUAUUGUAAUAUAUUUUAAGACAACAGUAGUUUUUACAAUAAAAUGUUGUAAAAAUAAAAUUUUUUAGAUGUAAAAGGUAUGAUUUUCCUGUAUAAUUAAUGGUAAAAAUUUACAUGAUGUUUAACAGAAGAGUACAUGUACUUUUUACAGUAAAUUAUUGUUAAAAUUACAGUAAAAAACAAUAAUCAGGUGAUCCCACAAUUCCCUGCAUGACCCAUCAUAUUUCAUUAUAUUUUAUGGGAAUAGUUUUGUUUCUUUUUAUUUGUAAUAUCAGUUAUGUACAUUGGGGUGUUCUGUGUUAUAUUUGAUGUAGUUUAGUUAACUGCAUUAUUUAAAUUUUACAUGUGUUACCCUGA
Molecule: messenger RNA, 2517 nt
Organism: Myxocyprinus asiaticus (Chinese sucker)
Lineage: Eukaryota; Metazoa; Chordata; Actinopteri; Cypriniformes; Catostomidae
Product: tetraspanin-13-like
Exons: 6
Coding region: 674-1285 (203 amino acids)
Cellular component (GO): membrane
Source: RefSeq, a predicted model, not a curated record